AUGUCUUUCCGGUCUGAGGAGGAUCUCACCUGUCCGGUCUGUCAGGACAUCUUUAAGGGUCCUGUUGUCCUCACAUGCAGCCACAGCUUCUGUAAAGCCUGUCUGCAGAGCUGGUGGCGAGAGAAGCUGAUCCAGGAAUGUCCACUUUGUAAGAGAAGAUCCUCGAGGGCGGAGCCGCCAUGCAACCUGGCGUUAAAGAAUCUGUGCGAGUCCUUCGUGUUGGAGCAAGAACAGAGAGCCUCAGAGGGAUCUGAGGCUCUCUGCAGUCUGCACUCCGAGAAACUGAAACUCUUCUGUCUGGACCAUCAGCAGCCGGUGUGUCUGAUCUGUCGGGAUUCAAAAACACACACCGGUCACAGAUUUAGACCUCUGCACGAGCUGGCUCUAGAUCACAGGAAGGAGCUGCAGAAAUCUCUGAAGCCUCUAAAGGAAAAACUGAAGAUCUUUGAACAGGUGAGAGGAAACUGUGAUGAAACAGCAGCUCACAUUAAAGUCCAGGCCAGGAACACAGAGAGGAAGAUUAGGGAGCAGUUCAAGAAGCUUCAGCAGUUUCUACAGGAGGAAGAGGAGGCCAGGAUCUCUGCUCUGAGGGAGGAAGAGGAGCAGAAGAGUCAGGUGAUGUGGGAGAAGACUGAAGCUCUACACAGAGAGAUAGCAGGUCUUUCAGAAACCAUCAGAGUCACAGAGGAGGAGAUGAGAACUGAAGACCUCUCAUUCCUGCAGAACUACAAGGCUGCACUGAAAAGAGUCGAGGAGCGCCCCCUGCUGGAGGAUCCAGAGCUGGUCUCAGGAGCUCUUAUAGACGAGGCCAAACACCUGGGUAACCUGAGCUUCAACAUCUGGACCAAGAUGAAGGACAUGGUCUCCUACAGUCCUGUGAUUCUGGAUCCAAACACUGCAAACCCAGAAUUCAUCCUGUCUGAAGAUCUGACCAGCGUGAGUCAUGGAGAGAGACGGAGGCUCCCAGAAAACCCGGAGAGGAACGACUAUCACCGCUCCGUCUGGGGCUCCAAGAGCUUCAGCUCAGGGACUCACUACGUGGACUUUGAGGUGGGAGAUAAUCCGGCCUGGUUUGUUGGUUUGGCUGCAAAGUUCACACAGAAAAAGGGGCGGGUGAAAUCUGGUUUCUGGCAAAUCGAGUUCUAUGGAGGGAAAUACAGCGCACGUUUGCUCGGCGCUCCACCGAUGGUUCUCCGAGUGAAGAAGAAACUCCAGAAAAUCCGAGUUCUCUUAGACUGGAACCGAGGAAAACUGCUGUUCUAUGACCCCGAUACAAACACACACAUACACACCUUCACACACACUUUCACUCACAAACUGUUCCCAUGCAUCGGCACCUUAAAUCAACCCCCACUGAAGAUAUUAGAGAGCAAGAUCUGCGUAACAACAGAGUAGAUCUGUUGUUGCACAGAUCUGCUAAACCAGGAGACAGAUCUGGGCUAAACUACCUCAGUAGUCCGAUAGGGGAGACCGGGGCUUGUUUUCACACUUUUUACACUCUUAGAUAUUUCUUGGAAUCAAAACAUCAUAUAUAAACAAAAUGUGAACCAGAUGAAAGACCACCAUGUCAGGGAUAUAUUUCAUAGUCAUGUCAUUUUCAUAUCUUGUGUCAGUGCAGAGUUAUAAACAAUCAAAUAGAGAGUGUGAUCAUGUGACAUGUUGCCUCACCAUUGGAUAAGUUGUCUCUCUACAUGGGGUAAGAUGUAGCAGUGGAUUUUGCAGCUGAUAAAACAAGGAUAAAUUUAUUGUUGUUCUCAUUUUUUUACUUGAAAGUGAACAUCAAAGUCAGGAACAGAAAGUGUUUAUCAUUGCGCUAGUGAAAGUCAUUGAACAAACAUUAACAUAGAAUAUCAUGCAACAUGCUCUGGAGUUCGGAGAGCUGUCUGACUCUGUAUUUCAGCUGGGGUGAAUGUUUUGAAAGGUUUGGUAGUUGACAUUAAAGUCCUUUAUUGUACUCCAGAUGGAUUUAUUAGCUAGGGUCACCUGCCUGACUGUCCUCAGCAUCACGUCAGGUACUGCACUGCCUUGCUCUGUUUUUCGUUUGUAAUUCCUGACCAUGUCUUCUCGCUUUCUCCUCUCCUUUAAACCACUCUUUUGUCCUUAAAAACGGUCAAAAUUUCAAUAUGACAUCUGCUGAUAAGCAGAAUAUGUUGAUUUUUAUCCCUUUUAAACAUGUGACAACUCACUCCAAAAUGACUGAGACAUGUCGCCCCGAACUACCAUGUUUGUUAAUUCGAGCUCUAGAUUAAAGUUAGUUUAAAACAGAACAGGAUGCCUUAAUCUCUCCUUUAACAAGUCCACAUGUAUCACUGCUGGGAUUUUUAUCUGGAAGAAGCUUUUUUUAAAAUAUAUCAAGUUAUUUUUUUCUAAUUUGGGUUGUGUAAAAUGGUUAAUUAGUGCUCAUCUCAGCUCACAAUGUGCUCUUUCUUCUCAGACAGGACAGGACCCCUGACCAUGUAAAGGAAGAAAACUAGUAUUUCACUUUUUAGUUACACCCUCUGGUGGGAAAGAUAAUUGCAGUGUGACAACUUACCCAUGUGACAACAAGCCCUGGUCUCCCCUACUUGUGUAAUUUGCAGAGAGCACAGAUGUUGUUGCAUCAUAUGACCACAUGAUGGUGCACCAAACUGUCUGUUUUGUUCCUCAGAGCCUUCAGUGCAAAAGUCUCCAAUUAAAAUGUGACGCUGACAUAUCCCAGUCUGUUUUCUGAAUGAGAGAAAUAUGUGUGUGUGUGUGUGUGUGUGAGAGAGAGAGAGAGAGAGAGAGAGAGAGAGAGAGAGAGAGAGAGAGAGAGAGAGAGAGAGAGAGAGAGAGAGAAAGGGGACAAAAAGAAAAAAUAAAUAACAUGAAAAAGUUGUUCUUAAGAUGAAAAGGCAAGAAUAUUAAAAUCUGAUGAAAGAAAAGCUUUCUAGUCUAUUUCAUAUUUCUAUUUCUAUUUUAUUCUCAUUUUCCUAAACUUCUGAUUAUUUUAUUUUUCAUCCAAACUCAAAGACUAUAAAUGUCAUUAAACUUUUGGCUUGUGCUGAUGUUGAAUUUGUUCAACAAUUAUUGGAGCAGACUUUUAAGUGUGAUCAUGAAGCGGUAACUGACUUAAAACAUUAAAAAAAAAAACAUAUUUUAGUGGUUUUAUUAACUCUGUAAAAAAGACAGAAUUUAACUUUCACGUAACCAGGCUGAGGUCAAGAUCCUUAUCACAGGAGGUCAGCAGCACUCGUCUGAAUCUGAAUAAAUAUAUUUUAAAUUUUAAGAUCUGAAUCUAAGAAGAAAAUCCAGAUCAACAAAACAGUCUGCAAACAGGUUUCAGUAAAACUGAUCCCAGAUCAGAUAAAUCAUGUUUUUUCAUGACAGGAGUUUCAUUUCCUGCUGAUUUUGUGCAUGCAUGUGUGUGUGUGUUUGUGUCGUCAGUGUGUGUGUGUUAAAAAUGUGUCAGUAAAAUAAGGAGCUUCUGUUUCUUCACCAAAAGAGGAAACUCAGUCCUGAACUCAGUCCUGUAGCUCCAAAUCCUUGCUGGUGUGAACAAACUCGACCGGUGAGUAAAAUAUUUGAUCUUGAUCUUGAUCUUUUGAUAACACUAUAACAGAUUUACAUUUAUGUGAUAAUUCUUCAUCAUUUUUGUAAACCAGCUCAACUUAGCUCUCCCGUAAUAAGACAAAUAACUAGGUGUGAAUCAGUGUGGUGAAAAAAAAUCUUUUUCCUGCAAAAAUCUGUUUAUUUUUAUUUCAUUUUAUGGGAAAAAAACUUGGAGAGACUUGAAUUUUGCCGCUAAUUGGCUUGAACUCAUUCAGUUCACAUAAGUUUUUUUAUAUUUAGUUAUUAAUGCAGUUUUAGAAUAAACUUAAAAACAGUGCUGCAACCUUAAAAUUCAUAACUAACCUGCUGAAAUUUCCCAUAUACAUAUUUUAUAGACUUUAUUAUAGAUGACUCACUACCAGAACCAGCAUUUAAAAUGAGUAAAUGCCAACAUUUGUUCAGCAUUGAUGAAGUUUAGGGUUUUUAAUUGUUUUAUCUUAGUUUACAGUUUAGUUUUAAUUUACAGAGAAAUUCUCCAUCCCUAAAUUUACAGCUCUACCAUAUAUUUUCAAGCACUUUCACACCAUUAGACAAUAAUCAUGCUGGAAAAAUGCUGUUAGUACAAAAAAAUGGGUCAUGAAGAAGUAACUCGCUCUCAGAUACCAGAAUUAACAUGAAAAGUAUCACAAAUGUGUCAUUUAGGAUUUUACUUUUUUCUGCUUAUAGCCCGAUAUUUCAAUAUUACAAUCAUUUUUAAUUUUCCAUGAAAUUUUUACUUAUAUUCUUUUAGCUGGAACUCCUGAAUUUCACCUGCUGAUAAAUGAAGACGCUGUUGUGUUGAGCGUCUUUGUGUUUUUACUUAAUCGUUAUUUUUCUCCUAAUAUCUGAGACAGUGUUUGGACCAUGGGAGGUUUCUAUUGGCUGGCAGUUCUGAUGGGCGUGGCCUCUCUUUUGAUCACAGUCCAAUGUGACGUUGGCUGCAAAGGAGCCAACGGACAAUCAGGAGUUAACGGCGCCCCGGGCAGAAAUGGACAAACAGGAGCAAAGGGGGAGAAAGGAGAGCCAGGUAAGAGACGCCAAAUCUUUCACGUACAUAAAGUUGGUCACGCCGCCCCCCCCUAGUGGCCAUGAAUAUAACCAGCAGAUUUCAUGUUGGAUCUUUUUGUCUGCAGCUGUGAUGGUGGAUGGGCCGGUGGAUGCAGCCGUCCUGAUGAGGCUGAAGGGGGACGCUGGGAGUCGAGGUUUGCAAGGGGCCAUGGGUCCUAAAGGCUACUCUGGAGAAGUGGGAGCACCUGGUCAACCUGGAAAAUCAGGUCCCCCUGGGCCCCAUGGGAGGAACCUUGGCCAUGGUAAUGCCUCGACCUCUGACCCCAUAAACCUCGGUGUAAACACCAAGUUUAACUAUUACAAUAUUCCUCAUUAUGAGUUUAGAUGUAUGAACCUGGACUGACUGUUUUUUAUUGGAGCUGUAGUGUGAAAACAGUGAGUCCUUUAUCCAGUCAGCACAGUCAUGACUCGAUCCAAACUAGAUGCCAAAUAAACAAAUACUAGUUUGGCUGCUCUAAUGUAGGAUUUUGCCUUUAUUUCUCUGUAAAUUGUGUCCAUAGUAUAAAAGUGUGUGUGUGUGUGUGUGUGUGUGUGUGUGUGUGUGUGUGUGUGUGUGUGUGUGUGUGUGUGUGUGUGUGUGUGUGUGUGUGUGUUUGCAGGAGGUCAGGUUGUUCAGCAAGCACAUUCAGCGUUCUCGGUGAAACGGACUGAGAGAAGCUACCCUCCAUAUGGCCAGGUUCAGUCUGUCCUCCAUCUUUUUGAAGGAAUUACAAAGAAACUGUUUUUUUUGUGUGUGUAAAUGUGUGUAAAUGUGUCUGUUUGUGUUUGUCAGGUAAUCACCUAUGAGGAAACUCUGGUCAAUAAACCAGGUGACUUUGAUAUUAAUUCUGGUGAGUUCAUCUGCAAAACUCCUGGAGUUUACUACUUCAACUUCCACUCGAUGGCCAAGGUAACACCGGGACUGAUUUCCUGCAACUGCAGCUCCUCAUUAUGAUCCUAAAUGCUGAUUAAACUCUUAAAUAUAUAUCACACCUGUUGGCAUUUCCUGAUAUUUUGCUCAUUUUUUUGCUCGUCUCAGGUCAGCAUGUGUCUGUAUAUAGCCAGUAAUGCUCUGGACAACAAGAUGGGAUUCUGUAACUACAUCAGGAGCAAUGAUCAGGUCAGUGCUGAGUCCAGACUGUGGAUCAGAUUCAUGAAUUCAAGUUACUGCUCAUGGAGCCUGAUAAUGACCUCCAAAGAAAAACACUUAUUACCAUGUCAUGCGAAACAACAGGACUUUUCACAGACACACACACUCCACGUCUUAUUGUCUGUGUCGUGUUCCAGAUUUUGUCAGGCGGCGUGGUCCUGCAGCUGGAGGCCAAUCAGAAGGUUUGGUUGGAGUCCUUUAAGGACGGGCAGUCAGCUGCUGAAGCUGCAGACGUACGAGAGAAGAUGAUCAUCUUUAACGGCUUCCUGCUCUUCUCAAACACAUAA
Messenger RNA from Xyrichtys novacula (pearly razorfish), 6033 nucleotides. The record is from the annotation of a GenBank genome assembly. NCBI's taxonomy places the organism in Eukaryota, Metazoa, Chordata, Actinopteri, Labriformes, Labridae.